This is a messenger RNA of Phoenix dactylifera (date palm), 1405 nucleotides long. RefSeq names its product plant/protein. The record is from RefSeq and is a predicted model, not a curated record. Gene Ontology annotation, molecular function: oxidoreductase activity. Lineage: Eukaryota; Viridiplantae; Streptophyta; Magnoliopsida; Arecales; Arecaceae.
GAAUUCGUUUCCGUGACUCUUCCAUCCAGUGCUUCCUCCAAGAAGUGGCGACACGUAAUUUGUUCGCGACUGUAUGUAUAAAAUGCAAGAAUCGAACCCCGGGCUUCAUCUCCGCUGGAUCCAUGGAAGCGGUCGCCAGGGUUCCGAUAUUCCUCUCCGCUUCGAAGCCGUCUCGCGUCUCGCUUCCUUCGCUCUCCUCCCUCUCCGUAGCCGCCCGACCGAUCUCCAAUCGCAGGCGAAACCUCCGCAUGGCUGCCCGAUCCCAGGCGACCGCUCUCGCGGAUCCACCUCCCAAGGGUGCUGAGUCAUUCUUCAGAACAAUAAUUUCUAGUAUGGAAAAGGUCUACAUGACAAGGAAUCCAACUGCCAAAGCAAUUUUGGACCUUGUUCGUUCGUGCGAUGGUGACCAUAUCUGCUAUGAUCAUUUUGCCUUCCGAACAUUUGGGGUAGAAGGUUAUGGUAUUGAUUCGAUGGCAAAAGUUUUCAUGGAUUUUGGCUAUAUGCCACGCGAAGAAUUGAGAUUUCCCACAAAAAAGUUGAAAGCAUUGUGGUUUGCACCUCCCAAGAUUGAUUAUAUUGAUGGUGGAAACGGUAUAGAUGGGCCUUUGCCAAGGAUAUUUAUAUCAGAGCUUCUUGUGGAUCAGAUGAGUUCUCAAAGUCAGGAAGUGAUAAGGAAAUGCAUCAAAACAUCUGGUAAUGGGAACGAACAUGCAUCCAUCGCAAGUGCAUUGGGAUGUUUAACAUGGGAGAAACCUUUAUAUUCUGACUAUCAACAAUUAGCUAGGGAAAGUGAAUAUGCUGCAUGGACUCUUGUUAAUGGUUAUGCAUUGAAUCAUGUCACUAUUUCCACACAUCAGCUGAAAUCUCAUAUUAGAAACAUCAAAAGCCUGAAUGAGUUCAUUGAAAAUCAUGGAUUCAAACUGAAUUCUGAAGGGGGGACAUUAAAAGUGAGCCCUGAUGGCCUUCUACUGCAAAGUUCAACUGUGGCUGAUUCAACUUCUUUUAAUUUUGCUGAUGGGGUCACCGAAUCUGUUCCUUGUUCAUACAUCGAAUUUGCAGAACGGCUUGUGCUACCUCAGUAUAAAAAUUUAGCAAAUGAUGAGAUCAAGGAAUUUCAUAGACGUGAUGGUUUUGAAGUUGGCAAUGCCGAUAAGAUCUUUGAGAGCACAUCAAAAGAUCAGCUGACGAGGAAAGCUGCAUGAUGAAAUGAAUUUAAGCUAUCUAUUCUACACAAUGAUGACUUGUGCUUCUAAGAAAUAAAUGUAGUAAUUAAUGCAUCACUAAAUAGAGAUGGCAAUAUGUCACAGUUGAGUAUGUACAACUAUGAAUCUCAAUAAUCAGUUUUUUUUUUUUCCCACUAAACUGUAUCAAAAGUAGUCUGUGCUUCGUAAUAUCUUUUUAAUAA